AUGGCAGCUGUAAUGACCAAUCCAGAUGUGCGUCCGCUUCCCAGCGGAUGGAACACACACUUCAACGAUCAGUACAAGGCUUGGUUUUACGUGAAUGCCUUGGCCUCCAAGACUCAAUGGACUCACCCCGCGGAUGAUGCUCCACCUCCUCCCCCUCCCCCUCCUGGACCACCUCCACCAGCCGGUCCUCCUCCCCCAUCCGCAGCUCCAGCAGUUGCUGCAGCUGCUGUUCCCGUUGCUGCUCCUGCGGCGGUCACUGCUCCGGCUCCCAGCCCAGCCCCGACAGCCGCUACGACCGCCGCCCCUGCAGGGUCGGCGCCGAAACCUACCCCAGCCAGCGCAGCUCCUGCUCCUGCUCCUGCUUCUAAAGACGUUAAGGCAGCCGACGCCCCAGCCCCUAAGGAGAAGACAGGCUUUCGCAAACUCUUCUCCCGGAUGGGCAAUAAAGUCAGCAACGAGGUGCUCGAGUCAGUGGAAAAGGUCAUGAUUGUUUCAACUAUCACAGACUCUGUGGCGCAAGGCCACUUGGUUGUCCACAACGUGACAGCGGUUGUACCCGCGAAAGACGCCCCUGCGGCUGCUGCCACAUCCGCCGCCCCCCCUCCAGCUGCUAAGAUAACACCCGGCACUGCACCGAAAGCUCCAGUGCCUACAGCGGUGGCUCCGUCGGUCCCGGGCGCUGGUGCUGCUCCUGCGCCCGCCACUGCGCCUGCCCCUUCUACGGCUGUCCCGGCAGCUACACCAACCCCAAUGCUCGCGGCGCUUGCUACUACAGCUGUCGGUGGGCAUGAGGCCCCUCCUGCUUCGGAGACCGCCCAUCAUGAAGACAAGCAAGCUGGUCCCGAUGACGGUCCUCAUGAUCAGCAAGCCGAUCAAUCCGAUGCCAAUGCAUCAGGACAGCACACCUCAUCGGAACAAAAUGCCCAGUGCCAAGAACCUCAGCAUGAAGGAGGCGAUUCUCAGCAACAGCAAGAUCACGAUGAUGUCCACCAAGAUGGCAAUGUCCAGCAUGGAGCUGGAGAUGAACAGGGUGAUGAUGCCCAGUAUGAGGACGAUCAGGGGUACGAGGAUCAGGGCUAUGAGCAGGACGGCGGUGAUUAUGGUGACUAUGCCGAUGAUGACUAUUAG
Messenger RNA from Kockovaella imperatae, 1128 nucleotides. RefSeq lists its product as hypothetical. NCBI's taxonomy places the organism in Eukaryota, Fungi, Basidiomycota, Tremellomycetes, Tremellales, Cuniculitremaceae. Gene Ontology annotation, molecular function: protein binding. The record is from RefSeq and is a predicted model, not a curated record. The transcript is spliced from 3 exons. Bases 1 to 1128 code for a protein of 375 amino acids.